CUGUGCAUGCACUUACAUAACUGCAGUGCAGGGGCACCUGUAGCCGCUCUUCUACUCAGCAAUGGAAACCCUAGACUCAGCACCAUCAACUCCUGUAAGAACCACUGAUUCGGAGGAUCAAACACCAUCACCAUUACCGCCAUCGGUGCUCAGACUGUGGAGGCCUCAAGCGCAAAGAAAUUUGAGGAACCAAUGGUCACAAUUGGCGUCGCUCAAAAAUCGAUGGUUCUCUGCUUCGUCUGCAGGAAGAUCUCAUGCAACUGCUCUCGUUAAUUCUCAUCUCUCCCAAAGGUACAUGCCUGAUAUGAAAUUAGGUGUUCUGAGCGAUAUGCCUGGUAUAAGAAAGAGAGCUUGUUUGAAGCUAUUUAAGCGGCAGGAACUGCAAAGGAGCAAAUUAUUGUUGUGUUAUAAGGACAUGGUGGGUAUUGUAAGUGACAUGAUCAAUGUUAGCAGAUCGAUGAAGUGUUUCUUCAAAGGAUCAAGCAGUAGUCCUCUGUUACAGUUUUCUUAUAACUCUGCAGACCAGAGUGACUUUGGAGAUGCUGGAGAUGGUGGUGGAAUUCCAGUAUUUACAUUUUAUUCAAUCACUUCACAUGAGAAAUUUGCUGAGGAAUUGGUUCAGAUGUUUAGGCUGGAACUGUGUUUGAAGCGAUUACUUGUUCUUGAAUUUAUGUCCAUUGGUUAUGACACUUCAGAGGUAAAACAAUUGCACUGGUCAACUCAGCUUUAUGACGAUGAAUUCAAAGAUUUGACAGACUGCAAUCUGUACUGUGAAGUGACUCAUGGACCAGUUCCACCAAGUUUCAGGGAUGGGAAGUCUGACAUUGCCUCUUUAAGAUUUGACAACCAACCCAAUCCUGAGAUUUUACAGGUUUAUUUAACAACAUGGCUUGCAGAGGCAAACCUAGACACUCUCAAAGUGAAUGAGAUAUUUACAGUGGUUGGCGAGGAAAUGCAUGUUAGCAUUGUUUAAAGCUGCCGUCAACAGGAAUGAGUCUUUAACAUUGAGUGACAUUCUUUUUAGACGUUUUCAUAGUUGGCCAUGCCAAAAGAGUGGUAAGAGUUGCUUAUUGCUUGCUGUUGCUGUUAAAAAUGAUAAUUAUGUUAUAUAGAUGAUUAAUUUUAGUCUCACAACACUAACAAAUUGUGGACAGACAGGAUCUUCAUAUGUGGAUGAAAUUUGUUCAAAGGAAAAAUUAGCAGAAUUGGUGUCUGCAUAGAUAAUAUGCUCAAUAUAUUGCAAAUAUGAGGGAGGUACUAAGCUAUUUUUCUAUGGCGAAUUUAUUUUCCCCUUUAAACCCUCUAGGAAAGUUUAUACAUUUUGAAUGUUAUAACUGUAUAGUUGGAAAGAACCUACAGACAACAACGAUUGGGUUUUGGCUAUUUGGAUUUUGAACUGGAUUAACUGAUAUGGUCCAAAAGCUGUUAUGAAGAAGAAAUAUAUUAAAUAAAAUGUUGGCCGAAAAUUAAUUUCAAAAGUAUGUCGUCAAUCAGUUUAAUUUUUUAUUUUAAAAAUUGAAAUUUGUAAACUGUUGUGUUUCUUUAUUAUAUUAUAGAUGUAAAGUGAUUAGAAGCAGGGUGUUUUGGUUGCUUUCUA
Molecule: messenger RNA, 1597 nt
Organism: Vigna umbellata (rice bean)
Lineage: Eukaryota; Viridiplantae; Streptophyta; Magnoliopsida; Fabales; Fabaceae
Source: RefSeq, a predicted model, not a curated record